Molecule: messenger RNA, 651 nt
Organism: Tetrahymena thermophila SB210
Lineage: Eukaryota; Ciliophora; Oligohymenophorea; Hymenostomatida; Tetrahymenidae
Exons: 2
Source: RefSeq, a predicted model, not a curated record
AUGAUUAUUGAUUUAGAUAGGAAUCGAACAAAAAAUGAAACAGUUUACAGAAAAUCUUUUGAUAUUAAAUGCGUUUAACAUGUAUCAAAAAAGACAAAUGAACAAUAUUUCAACUAAAACUAUUAACCAUACUAAAAAGCCAGCCUAUCUAGAUCAAAUAUUCUAAAUUUUAGUGGUUAUAUAGAAGAUAUUGAAAAUAGUUUUUUAAAUAAAAAAGAAAACAAUUAAACUAUUAAUAAUGAUAAAACAUACUUUUUAAGUGAUGUUUUUGACAAAGAAAUCACGUAAAAUCAAAAUGAUGAAUGUAAACAAAACAGUUUCUUUUAAAAUAGUCAUGAAAAUAAAUCGUAAAAGCACACUUUCUUAGAAAAUUCUGGAUUGAACUAGCAAUAAACAACAAGCUUUUCAUAAAUAGAUUUGAAAGAUGAAUAAAAGCAAGGCACGCAUCAUAAAAAUUACUAAUAUCACAAAUAGGAGAUUUCUGCCGAAUGGAUAUUUCAUUAAGGAGUGUAAGCAGCCUUAAAACAGUUUAUUUUGAAUAACGAUUAAAAAAUUUAAAUAUAUAUGUCUCAAAAAAAAUAUUAUUAUUCAAAAAAACUGAAUUAGAUAUCACAAAUUAAUAUCUAUUUCAGGAACUCGCGAAUCUUUUGA